AUGCAUCUAAUUUUAUGCUCAAUAUUUGUAAUCUGUAUUGCAGCAAUUCAAGCACAAUACCCAGAUCAUCCAACGCUUGCAGUUGUUCUGAGUGACACAGCAACACAAACAAGUGAUGAUACAACAGCAAUAGAGAUUGACUCGAAGGAUCAGGAUCAUAGUUCAGAACAACAUGAUGGUAAAAAGAAAAACUUUGAUCAUGAACAUCAAUCUCAUCAUGAACAUGAUGCAACAAUUUCUGUUGACGUUCAUAAUAUUAUCGAUUUAUUCAAAGAACAAUUACAUGCAAGCGAACAACGAAUUCUUGCUGCUUUUUCGAGUCAUGGAGCAAUAUUAAAAUCUUAUCGUACAGCUGAUCGUUAA
Messenger RNA from Rotaria socialis, 363 nucleotides. The record is from the annotation of a GenBank genome assembly. Lineage: Eukaryota; Metazoa; Rotifera; Eurotatoria; Philodinida; Philodinidae.